AUUGCCUGGCAGAGUUCAGUUUUUAAUGGCUUCAUCAUGGUGGUGAUAGUCAUGAAUUCCUUUGUCAUUGGCUUUGAGACAGUGGAGGAAUGGAAGGUCCCACAUAAGAAUGUCUUCAAAGCUUUGGAUGAGCUGUUUCUUGCCAUUUACACCAUGGAGUUCCUGAUGAAGCUGUAUGCUGAACCAAGGGGUUACUGGAAAAGCAGUUAUAACAGAUUUGACUUUUCUAUCCUGGCAUUGUCAUAUGUUCAAGUCAUCAUGGAUGAGCUGAAUGUGGGUGAUAAGAUUCUCACACCUUUGAGGCUCUUAAGAGGUCUGUGAGAGUCACCUUGACAGUUAGAUUGAGGAGAAGGGAAGUUUACACACAAGUGACUUGCACAAUUGAGUCAGCUUAUCCAAACGAGAACAAAGCUUCCCAGACCAGGUCUUCAACCUUGUUCAGUCAAGCUGAGUGAGCGGAUAAUUAGGCAACCAGUUCUCCCCAAAUUUUUCUUUCAGAUCCUUAGUAACCCAGAUAAACACAUAACUUUUCCUUAUAAUAUCCAUAUAUUAUCCAACAAACAGGUAAUGUGAUUACUCAGACUAACCAGGUAAAAGUUAUCUUGAUCCAAUACCAAAUUCUCAUAACUAAUUUAUAAGGAAAUGUGUAGUACCUAGAGGGGAGAAUUAACAAUCAAAUCUUGGGAUUAAGGGGUUAAAUUUGUAGCAACUUGCUCUAUCUUCUGUUUGCAGCUGCUCGAACAUUACGGACCAUCUCCUUCAUUGAAGGCCUCCAAGUUCUUGUCACAGCACUGAUUGACACUAUUAGGAACUCUGUACUCAAUGUGGUGAUCCUUCUUGUCAUGCUGAUGGCUUUCUUUGCUGUAGUUGGUUAUUAUAUUUUUGGUUAUGAAGAGGAGACUGGUGAUAAAGAGAACUGGGGAACUCUCAGCACUGCUAUGUUGACACUUUUCACAUUUGUUACUGUGGGUUGUGUUCAUGUUUUUUUUGUUUUGUUUUGUUUUUUUUUUCAUUUCAAACUGUUGUAUCUAAAAAUUAAAUGAAUUUGGCAAAUUAUGAGGAUUCUGUCUUCUUAAACCCACCUAUUCCCAGGUGAAGGUUAAAUAUGAACUUCAGCCAAUUAAAAGCCCUUAUCCAUGUCUCUGUAGUGUAGCAUAACUUCACUGUUUGUUUCCCCUGGACAGGAUGCCACUCCAUUUCAGGUUAAUUACCCUAGCUGUUUGAAGGCUGAUAAGCACUAACCUAGGGUUAAAAAUUAAUCCAGGUUUCUUUACUCCUUUAUACAAAAGACUUUAUUGAGAUAUGUUCCUCUUUUAUUAUUAGAGCAUCCAAUCAUCAGAUUAUAGACAAAAAGAAUUGAAAUUGAAAUUUUGUUUUAAAGCUUGCAGAUCUGAAAACAGAUUACCCAGACUAAUCCUGGGCUUUCUUAACCCAGCUUUGAACCACCCAGCCCUGAGGCAGAGAAGCACUAAUGGAAUAAAGUGACUUGCCCAAGAACACAACACAAUGAUCUGACCCAGUCUUGAAACCAGAGCUCUUGACAGGGAGUCUAGUGGGCUAAAUAUUAGUCUACUGUAUCUCUGAUUAUAUUACUCCCCUUUCCAGGAGUGAGCAAUAAAUGAUGUCCCAUAGGAAUGUCAAUUCAUUAAUUUUGAACACAGACAGGUGGUUCUAUAGCAUGUGUUAAAUUUAUGUAAUUAAAUUUACAAUUUGUAAAUUGUUCUGUCCAGGUGGAUGGUUGGACAGAAAUCCAGAAAGACUUGGACAAAAGACCCUACAGCCAGUGGUUUACUGUGAUCUUUAUUUUCUUGGGCCACUUCAUUUUCACCAAUUUGUUUAUUGGAAUAAUCAUCAUGGUAAGUCUAGUUUGUUAAUUGUCCUAACAUACUUGCUUUUAUUGAAAAACUUUUUUCAUAAAUCCCUGUUUGUGGCUGUAUACAAUGGUGUUAGCAGGGCUGUACAAACCUGUAUGGCCCCUUGAGAUCCCAGCUGAGAAAAGUUAACGAAGCAGAAGACAGAGCAACAUUCCAAAUGAUGAAAUGUUUUUCAUGUCUGCCAGGCAGGAAAAUAAAAUUUUGCCUCUUGUUCAUGAUGCACAGACCUUACUGUGCUUAGUCUAUGGGUCAUGAUCUCAAGCCAAAUAGCAGUAUUUUCCUAUCUGGCCCUCUCAUUCAGUCAAUAAGUACAUGGUAUUGUUAAUGCAAAUUUUUUUCUAUAGUCAUUCACUUCCUAGCCUUGUAUGUUAAUAGGUAAUAGAUGUUAACAACAGAGUUGAAAACAUAAAUUGGCCACCAUAAAGAGUUUAAAGGCUGACAUUUCAAGCAUUAGCCCUUUGUCAAAGCAAUUGGUCCUUAAUUGUAUGUUAAUACUUCAGUAACUGCUCUUUCUAUAUAUUUUUUUUUAAAUAUAGUUUUCCGUGAUUGAAAACACUGUCUUACAUUAUAAAUUUUUUGUAGAACAUACAUGAGGCCACAGAGAAGUUCAUUACACAGCAAAGACAAGAACGUGAAGCAAUUCUACAGGUUAAAACUUAGAGUAAAACAAAUCAACUGUAUAAUUAAUGAGUUCAAGUUUUUUUUACUUUUCAGAAGUAUCAAGGGUCCCUAAUUUUAAAAGUUUACAGAUAAGUGGUUAUUACUGGUAAUUUAAAAUUCAAAGAAAUUCUUCAGGAUGAAGAUUUUCUGUCACUGACAAUCAAGUUUUUUUUUUAUGUAGAUGAAGAAAGAUUUCCUCUUCCAAAGACAACGUGAUGAUGUCAGAGAAAUGUUAGAAAAACAGGUAUUUAAUUGUUAGAUUAUGAGAAAGUCUGUUCACAAGAAACAUGGGAAGGCUGCAUGAAAAGUCCAAUCAUUUGUAUAAAUACCUUGAAGUUCUCAGAUGGUCCCAACUGUACCUGCAGUCAGCAAAGAGAAGGAUCAUAACCAAAGCUUGAAUGCACGUAGCCCAUUUGAUGUAUUUUUGGUGACAAAAAUCUUGUAUGUUAAAAUCUAGAUAACCUAGAAACACCUGAAAUGCAGACUAUUUAGUGAGUGUUCAUCUCUGUCAAAAUAAUACUUUACAUUUAAACCAUUUUGACCAGAAAGAUUGUCAAACCUAAUGACUGACAGUUUUACUCAUUAUGCUCAAGAAAGUACAUUUUGGUUCCAUUGAAGAAAUCAAUUAAGAUUCUAAGUAAUUCCCAAGAAUUAAAACAUGAACCUUAUUAUAGCCGCAAACGCUAAUCACUCGUAUUUCAAACUUUACUAGAACAAACUUGACACAUUGUUGAAUACGGUAACUGAAAAUGACAAAAUUACAAACACGCGAAUGAGCAUAAAAUAACUUACGUCGUAUGAGUGAAAGUACUGGAAAAAGACAAAGCGAAAUAAACAAGGAUACUUACAAGACGAAUGUGACCAAACCAAAGACGAAAACAUGAAACCCAGAGCUAGAUAUGUAGCGAUAAUUUUCGCAAACUAGACAACUAACCAAAUGAAUUACGCACAACCAAUAUAUAUACGAUAUGCAAAUAAAUAUAACAAGUACAAAACUGGUAACUGACAAAGGACACUAAUGGAAGACGAGAAAAUAAACACCUAACACGAAACUAUGAAACACCAACACUAACAAAAAAUGAUAAUACAAAUUCUUGCACCUACACUUAUGUCAUCUUGAAAAGUUUUCCACUAACAUUUCAACAUUUGGUGUCUGAUCAUUUUCAGAAAUUCUCAGCAAUUCCAAGUUUUGAGUUUAUUUUCUUUUGCAUGUCUUGGAAUUAUAAGGAAUAUUUCCUAAGGAUUCUAAUGAUCUCCAUGUUUCCAUGGAAUUUAUUUUUCAAGGAGGAUUUUCUAGUACUUACCACCUUAUAUCCAUCCAUUAGAAAAACAGCCAGUAUGCUAACUUUGAAGAGAUGACCCAGAGCUUCCAACAGACACUACGUCAUGAUGAUUAUGUAAUCAUGUCUGAUCCUUGUGCCAAUUUAACAUGGAUAGAGGCAUUCCUUACUACAACAGACCAUCUGGAUCUUUACACUUACAGGUUUAGUCUGAUUUAAAAGUUUAAUUAAUCUAUCAAAAGCAUGAACUACAAGUAGUCACUCAUUUUUGGCAAAGUCUGUCAUACAUGUUUUGUAAGGGGAGGAAACCCUGAUAAGUUGAACAAAAAAAAAGAAUAGGAGUGCUUAGAGGGGAAUAGCUAACAUGCAACACUUGGGGUCUGGGAAUCAAACUUUUAAGGCCCACAAUGGUUAGAGGCAGCUGUUGGACUUACACUAUUCCUGCUCUGACCAGUCUUUCACUGUUACCAGAUUGAAUAGGUAGGUGGAGUGUUGUUGGAGAGAAAAAAUCCUGACAACUGAUGGAGAAAGGCCAGGAGAUCAUGGAGGAGAAUCAACUAUAAACCCAAACUAUAAUGUGACAUUAGGUCUGGGAAUGGAACCCAAGUCACAGCAGUAAAAAGCAAGUGCUGUCACAAAUGCUCCAUCCCAAGGAACAUCCCUCCCCCUUAAGAGGGUCAUUGGGAAUCCCAAGUGCAAAGAAUAAGCUGCCAAGUUUACAAUCCUAUGUCCUAGGGAAAAGGGUAGGGGGGGGUGGCCCAGAAGCCUCAACAGAAUUUGGGUAGAAGUGAUGCACAGUCUACAUGUGUAUAGCCACUUGGAUAAUUUUUUUUGCAAAUCUAACCCCAAAUAUUCUGUCUGAGUGUGCUUAGGUUUGUAUGGGUAAGGUCUAUGUACCACACUCUAUAGCACUUUUAUGUGACAUACAGGUUGGCAAAACAACAGAAUAUCUUCUUGACAGAGUCAGGAUUGCUAGGUCUUGAUGCCACACCCUUAUUCCUCCUCUGCCAUCAAGGGCCAUUUAACUUCAUGGUCAGCCUUUAGUAUGACGUUAAAUACUUAAAAUUAUUUUCUCCCCUUUUCAGAUGCCAGCAAAUCCAAUUUCAAAUUGCCAAUGUUUUGGCAGAUAUGGCAGAGAUGAAGUUAAAGGAGAAAGAGCAGCAAGAGGAUGCAGUCCAAGCUUCAGCAUUGCCAAGAGGAAUGCAGUUGUUCAUGAGAGCAAAGGCUGCAAUGGCAAAGAAGAGUGCUUGA
Pocillopora meandrina is the source of this 5065-nucleotide messenger RNA. The record is from the annotation of a GenBank genome assembly. NCBI's taxonomy places the organism in Eukaryota, Metazoa, Cnidaria, Anthozoa, Scleractinia, Pocilloporidae.